ACAAUAUGCAUUUACACAUGUCACAGAACGAUAUUCAUUCAUAUAGAUACAGUUUGGAUGUAAAUGUACACUGAUACUUUUAUUCUGUAUUGGUUGGUAGGUUAUUGUCGCCUUGGCCUGUUGGAUGUGUAAUUACAGUCAUAUUCUAAUUGAUUACAUUAACCCGGACAUGUAAAUGUAGUCAGUUUACUUGAAACAUUAAUUUAAAACUCAUUCGUGACUUCAAGUGUUGGUGAAAUACUAACCAGCUUACAUCACUGAGCUGAACGAAACGUUUUGUCGAAUGCGCAUCUGUGAGUUUGUAGUCCUUUUCUGAGAGUAUACGCAACCCAGGAUUAUUUGUUACUAACUUCGUUGUGAUGGCACAACCGGGUGCGCUUGGCGGCUGUCGCCGAUCAUCAAGCCUCGCGUCUCGGCGUGAAUCAAGAUGCCUGGGUCAUUACACUGGCUUCCCCAAGAUGAAGAUUCCCGAACCGGCAUCACCUCAGGCCGAACCAGCUUCAGCCAAGACAGUCGAAGAGGAAUCGACAUUUACAUUCUGGACGCCACCCAAGGUCGAGAACUACGGUAGCGAUAUGGGCGAGUUCCUGUGCAUUGGGGACUACGUGUGUCUCUACUGUGAGGAGACUGAAGGAUAUGUCUACAGUCUACAGUCCUGUUCCACCUACAAUGGACUGAAUGUAUACUGCAGACAGGAUCGGAAUAAGCCCAACAACAUCGCAAAUCCACAUGCGGUGACCUUCCAGGUCUGCAUCCAAAACAGAUACAAAUUAAACAAAAAGUUUAGGAAAUAUCAGAACAGCGUCGACAGGGAAUAUGACCAAGAUAUGGAAACAAAGGCGCUUCUGGCGCAGGCGAAGAUCUUCAAGGAAAUCAAGGCCGCGGCAGACGCCGAGAACAUUGACAACAUCGCGGAACAACGCCGCCAGCAGGGAAAACGAGUGCGAUAUGGAGAAAUCAUUCAGCUCAAGCAUUUGUUCACUGGGAAAUUCAUCCAUGUUAACACAACCCAGACGAGUAAAAGAGAUAAGAAUAAUAUGCUGGUGUCUCUGCAAGACUACAAUGCCAAGCAUGGACAAUUCAGGAUAUUACCGAGAUAUAAAGUGAAAUCGGAGGGAGAGGUGAUCCAAAUCUUUGACCAAGUGGUGUUGGAGAGUAUAAAGUCCCCAGGUCACUUCAUGCACGCCAGCGCCCCCUAUCAAAUCGAUUAUCUUACAUUUGGCUCUGAGUUGAAUCUUGGUGUUGAAGCAGCUGGUUUCACUGUCAUCAAGAACUACUCGCCAAGGAUUGAGCAUUUGAACUUUGUCAGGGGUGGUGUCUUCAUCAGUCUGUUCCACAAAGAACUGGAGGCUUAUAUCGUUGCUGAAGGUCUCUUCAAGGAGUGCGUCACAGAGCAAGUACAUUUACGAAUCCGUGAGAUCGACCAGCUGAACCCCAAGACAUUAUCACCCUCCACCUCGGCUAUAACCUACUGGGAGAUAGAACAAGAGAACAGCGUUAUUAGCGGUGACGUCCUAUUGUGGGAGCACCAGGUGCGCUUCCGACAUAUUUGUACCAGACAGUAUUUGUGUAUCAGUUCAGAGAUGAAGGUCACCUUGACCGAUGAUGUGGACGAUCCAAGGACAGUGUUCAGGUUCCACCCUGUGGUGAAGGAGGGGGAUGAGAUACUCUUUGAGAGUUACGCUAGGAUAGAGAAUGUCCUCACUGGCUACUGGCUACAUGCCCUCAAAGAUGAAGAAUACAAGCGUCAACAAUUCCAAGGUGCUGAGACAGAUACUUCCAUGAGAGGAUUAAGGUGGGAUGGUGCAGAGCUGAGAAAGCUCUCAGCCAGUGGUGAGAGGAUGUACGACGACGCAUUCACCAUACAGAAGAUAGAGGAGGUGCACGGCACAGCGUUUAACUUUGCCAGUGGCAUGGUGCCGUUCCUCUUCAAUCUGGUCAGGGAUAGACAGGAAGGGCGAUACCUGAACGCAAAGAAAACAUAUAAGGUGCUAACGGCUUUGAAGGAGCUAAAGAUAUUCCUCAUCGUUGAAGGAGAGGCCAAUAAGAAUAGACAGAAACUGCUCAGGAAUCUCAGGAUAAUUGAUUUCUUGGUGAAGCUGCUCCAGUAUCCCUUGCGUGGUGUCCCCGACGAGCUGAACCUGACCAAGGUGUUCAAAGAGGCCUAUGAUGUCCUUUACACAUACAUGAUAGGCAACAGCAGGAAGAAUGCACUGUACUUUGCUAAAUACAUCGACUUCUUCCAGACACAAUUCUCCGUCAAGGUAGGUGACAUCGGUCUCAACGUGGCCCAGAUGAUCGUAGAGCUGGUCAGAGAUAAUAGGAAGAUCGUUGACCGUAUCACUAAAGACCAGAUGGAUCAGUUUGUGGAUCUACUCAGAGAAAACCUGAACUACCGCUACCUGGACUUGCUGCGAGUACUGUGUGUAUGUGACGGCAUUGCCAUCCCUGACAACCAGUCCUACAUCGUGCAGAGGUGGCUCAUGAAAGACAAGCAAAAUGCCCGUAUGACCGUCGAUAUGACCCCAACGCCCCCAGAUUCGGCUCUUUUGAAGAAUGCUGCAGCUACGCGUGGCUUGUAUCUGACUGAGAGGGGACAGAACAUCCAUAAAACGCCCAACAUAUGUUACGUUUCCACGGAUAGAGGAAAGAACUGGGCACCUCUUCAUGAGUUCGUUGACAAAGGUAAUCCGAACUUCAGUCAAGAUGAAUACACCUUCCUCAUCCAUCAGUUAGAUCUGUUUGCCGCCCUUUGUUAUGGCCGAAACGACCUCUGCAUCCAACUCAUCACUAGACAGUUGAGUUACCUCUCCUGGGAGGAGGUGUUCUUGUGCGUACAAUCUGAAAUCUUGCCCGAUGCAAUCAGGGCCAAGUAUUGUGAACUAAUCAUAGGCCUGUUCGUCAAUGUUGGCAACAACUACUCAGUGCUGGACAAUCCGAAUAUCUCCUUCAUCUAUGAGUACGUGGGUACAAAGGAUGCGGCAAAGUCACAGGAUGCAUCGAGUGCUCCCCGAGAUCUGGUGACGAUCUUCCCGGUACUGCGUGACUGGAUCGCUGAGUUCUUGGACAACAAUAAGGGAAUGACCGCCAGUGAGAUUGGCCACAACAUGUUGAUUGCAGAGGUCCUUCGCCUUUUGUCCUACCUGGUGCAGUUUGGCUAUUACGGCGAUGUAGAGGACGUAAAGGACUUGCUCAGGCCUUUACUGAGUUUGUUAGAUGGGCGCCAUGAUGUGCCCUUCCCGAAAGAUAAAGACAAAGGUAAAGGUGGCGUGACAGCUGGCGUAUUGAAGACCCCAAAAACGCCGGGUUACAGCAAGGAUGCGAGUAAGCUUGUGUCCAAGUAUAGGGCUGGUGAGAGGUACGAUGUCGCUCCUGAGACCAAGGCCAUCGUUGAUGCCAAAUGCAGAGCUAUGGAAGUGCUCGAUCUUCUCUUGACGUACCAGUCCAAUACUCGUCUCGAGGCCUUCGUCAGGAAGUUCAAGCAGUGUGAGGUAUCAGCAGACUUCAAGUCAAAGAAUCAGAACAUACUGCUUCCAGCCAUCUACUCCAACUACAAUGCCUUUGAGACGAAGAAGGGAGCGAUAAAAAAGCAGAAGUUGAUGGUACGAGAACUGAAGGAGAUGUUUGAGGACAGUGCCUACAUCGACGGGGAACAAAUCACACACAUUCUCCUCGAUCUCUCAAACUAUAAGUAUGACAAGAUGGUGCAGCAAUCAUUGGGGCUUCUCACAAAGUUUUAUUCUUCCAAGACGAACCUCUUCAAGACUGCAGUCAGGGCGCAGGUGCUUAUAACAACAGACAGUUGCAAGACGCACAGAGAAGUAGCGCGGCAGAUGCCGAUCAUGAGGAUGCUGGCAAGACAGAAACUGAAUGACAGACAGUGUGAAAGAAUGGAGGUCAUCCUCGAUGAGUUCAUAGAAAUGUGCCAUUUACCCAAAGUGCCUGAGGAGAGACAUCCUAUGAACCAGAGUAUUUUGGUCACCCAUGACGUAUUGCGGGUUCUCUUCGAGAUCUUAUCCCAGGAAAUCGAUGUGGUCACCAUGGACCGCUACCCAGGAAUGGAGAACAUAUUCCGAAUGUCCCUCAAGCUGCUGCAAUACCUGACCCGGGGUUUCGAUCUGGUCCAGAGAAGGGUGUUUGAUCGGUUGGAUGGCCUCUUGAGAGUCUCACUUGCUAAACCUGAACUCUCCUUGGCCCUCAAAGAGGUUUUCAUUGGCAAUCAGAACACGUGUCUGAAGAUACUACCGCGACAAAUCCAGAAGAUCGUUGGCAUCGCCUCUGAGCUGAGAGAGAAAGCGCCAGGUUUUAUUGACCUUCUCAAUGUCAUAGCGAAGGUCGAAGGUCACGGUCUUGCCUUGAAAAGGAAUCAGACGCUUGUCAUGAAAUAUAUUAUGCAGAACUACGCCAAGGCAGCUUACGUACUGGAUCAACCCUGGGAAAUGAGAGAGAAAAUGUUGACAUACCAAGGAGAACCCGCCCAUCUUCAUUACUUGGUUGGCUUGAUUGAUCUAUUGGCAACAUGUGCAGAGGGUGAGAACCGUUUCAUCGAGUCCCUCUGCCAGACCAUCUUGUCCCUGGAGGAAGUACUGGUGGUCCUGAACCAUCCACGUAUUGAGCUGAAUCUCAAGAAGCCUUACCUGCGUUAUCUGCUCUGGGUCUACAUGCGGACGGCUGGCAGCGUCAUUGAGAGCGGAGCAGGUGAUCUACCUCAUGACACUUCCGUGUGGUCCUACAUUCAGAAGAUCACGGACGAAGCCAAGAAGUUGACGGAGUUCAUUGAUGCCAUGGACCUUGAGAAGGUCGGGCGUCUACUGCAGCAGCCUCCUCCCAAAAUCACAGGGGGGAAACAGGAUCAAGUGAUUCUGUCCCCAAGUUCAGAUGGCGACGUGAACAUCCAUUCAGACACAUGUGUGCUAUUAUGUACAUGUGACUCAGGGUCAAGAACAAGCCUUGGAACAAUGUCUACUUCGAUGGAGGAUACUCAGGAUGCUGAAACAACGGCCCAUGCAGCUCUUCAUUACUUCUACGAGGCAGUCAUGCCUUUCCUUGAAACAUUCUUUGACAAGUUCUACCAGCCAGACCCAGAUCUGUAUCAAGGAGAAGAGGAAUUUGUCAACAAUCUGACCACAGCGCUUGUGAACUUGAACGAAGCUGUGUGCCCUGUGAUGGUGAACCCGGAGUAUCUGAAGACAAUGAUCUCCUCAUUGACCACCAUCAUCCCACUAUCAGAUACUCCAAAUAGCGCAAUGGAGAACAUCGUUGAGAAGAUUGGCACGCGAAGGAACUUCGAAGACACCACAGCACAGAUAAAACUGGGUAACAUGAAUUACUAUGCCAAUGAACUUGACCUGAAUGCCAAGCUGCGGACCUUUGCCGUCAACUGCAGCUUGUUGUAUGGUGGUCACAAUACUGUUUCUGCGCAGAUGAAAUACAGGUCAAAAAGAGAGUACACGACUAUUGGUGGUGACGAGGAUCUCCCUCUCGGGGAAGAGUUUCAGAGUCAUCUCAAGUGUUUCAUACGAAGCAGCGAGAAACAGGUAGAGGAGAAGUACAGGUUAUGCGACAAACUUAUACAUCAAUUAGAAAUCUCGGCCAAGAACCGCCGCGUUAGCGCAUACUCAGCAGAUGAGGAAGCCCUUGACGUGCGGUGCCUUCAGCUGCUCAGGGCUUGCAUUCAUAACGAAGAGAGGAAGCUCCCGGAGGACUGGCAGAACCGGACUCAGGAGAGGAAGAUUAGAAAGGGUGUUAAGAUCAUAAGGGACAUUCAGGCAUGUAUCAAUAACUUUGGUGUAGCCUUGAAGGUCCUGCCUCACCUUGCUCGGCCGAGCGAUGACAUCACCAGGGAGGUACUGGCACUGCUGUGUUCACUCCUCUUCAACGCGAAUAGAGAUGUUCAGACAUCACUGUUGAAGUAUUUCCUACUCACAAGGGAGGAGGUGUUCUUCUAUGCGAUCAGAAACAGAAUGCAAAUGUCUGUUUGCGCGAUCAAGGAGCAGCGCCUCCUUCAGGCCCAGAGAGAAGCCCGACAGAAACAGAAUGAAGAACAAGCACGCAACCUCGAGUGUUCCAUGACAUUAGGCAGAAAAGCCUUCCAGCAAAUCCGAGCAUUUGAGACGGCCAUGCGGGUGGAGGAAAUCAAAAGGGGAGCUGCCGUCAAUUUACUGCCAGUUUUAAACCAAUAUGAAACUGAAAUAUCCCAUUACCGUUCAUGCAAGGAUUACGGAUCACAAAAAUUCAAUCUGUCUGCAAUAAAAGUGAAGAAAAAGAAACCGGAGAAAAAACAGAAAAAGCCAAAAAUGAGGAAGAAAAAGAAGGUUGUGAAGGACGUGCGAUUCUCAAACGGGAAGAUGACCGAUGGGCAGGCAUUGAUAGCAAACAAGGAAGAAGGACUGCCCUUGGACGAGAUGGAGAUGGACGUCAAAGUUGACGGUGACGCCAGUCCAGAUAUUGAAGGAGAAGAGGUUCCGGACAAAGAGGAGCCACCAGAAGCCAAGGAUGAUGGCUAUAUUGCUCUGGUGUUGAAGGUGUUGGCCAGGGUCUGCGAUGGGCAACAUCGUGGACUACAGGAUUACCUCCGGGAGCAGCCGGACAACGUCAAGUCCUUCAACAUCGUAGCAGAGACAGCCCAAUAUCUGAACGCACUCUACUCCAACAUCAACGCAGACACGAUUGACCUGGCCAUACAGCUUUUCAAUACGCUGAAUGAGUUUUGCGCUGGUAAUCAAGAAAACAGGGCUGCUGUCUAUGACAACAAGGUCAUUGACUACAUCAACUUCAUCCUUCGAGCAGGGGACUUUCAGGGUUGCACGCCAGAACAGGUUCUGGAACUUCGGCAGGUUGAAUCAGCAUUAGUGCUAACGCUGAUUGAAGAGAACGGACCAGAAGCUUUGCAAGUUGCCAAGGAGGUAAAGGAUGCCCUGGAUAAGGAGGCCGUCUACAGAUGCAUGACAGAGUGUUACGAAAUGCAUCAGUCUGAGAAACCCAGGUUCGAUCAUCUGGUGAAGUCGUCCAGAGUCGAUAAUACGGAUGGUGCAAAAAGAGGUGGUGGUGGAUAUCUUAAGUCAGCCAAAAGUUUAGCUAAGGUUGGAAGCAGCUUUCUUAAAGGCAUGGUGGAUAAGAAAGCACAAGGCGAGAUGAAGGAAGCGCUGAUGGAGUGUGGCUACACAUUCUACCUGAUUCUCGCCAGGCUCUACGAUAUCGACCCAAACAUGGGCAAAAAAGGAGCCCACGACCCGUACGGGAAAGCAGGGCUCGUAUUAGGCUUACUAAGGCUCUCUACUGAAGAAAUCCACAUUUCCCUGGAGCAGCAGGUUGCCUUCAAGUACUACAAGAAGAACUGUAUGUCCAUUGAGAUCCUGAAGGACGACCAUCUCCAGAAAAUCAACUUCAGAGUAAAGAACAAGAAUGUGAUGAGGGAAGAGGUGAAGGAGAGAAUGAAGUGGAGUGUUGACAGAUCGUCGCCAAGCAAUAAGAUCCGGGACUUCAUGGAUUGGUCCAAGGACAUCCUGAAGGACAUCUACUACCAGCGGAAAGUGCUUGGUAACCCACUGGCGCUGUUCUUCACUAAGUUUUGGUUGACUUGGAAUCACUUGGCGACCCUCCUCAGUGUUGCCAUCAAUGUGGUCAUGCUGGUCACGUGGAAGGCAAAGGCCAGCUUGUUGACCACCGAUAUACCCGAAAAUGCAACCAAUAUUCCCGAGCUUAUUUACGACCCUGAACCUGAGAUCCGUAUCAUCCCGAAGGAACAAUACCUCAUCAUACGAUAUGUGCUAGGGGGAGCGCACAAUCUCUUCUCGCUCUUUGUCUUGUUGAGUUACUUUGUCUCCAAUCAUCCACGAUUACCCUCACCAACACUCUGGGCGAAAAAAAUAAGGCGAGCACUGAAACGACGAAAAAAAGACUCGGAAGCAUUUGAGGAGGACGAAGAUGAAGAAGAAACAUCCAAACUUGCUGUGAACUUCCUGAGUUUUAAAACAUUUUACUACGUCAUAUUCCUUGCUAUGUCAUUAGCUGGUACAUGUUUCAAUGGCUACUUCUUCGCUUUCCAUCUACUGAACAUAGUCAACAACAACCAGUUAUUAGCAGGAGUCAUUCAAGCUGUCACACAGAACGGUAAAUCGCUGCUGUGGGUGGGAGUGUUGGGCAUGGUCGUGUUCUAUCUCUACGCUGUGGUCGGCUUUGCCCUGUUCAGGAGUACCUUCUCCCCAGACAGUUCCAUGUACUGUGAUGACCUAUGGCAAUGUACGGUCACCGUGAUACGAUUUGGACUCAUUGGCGAUCUCUUCGAGGUCCCGCGUUUUGUGAAUGGUACCAAUACAGUAAUGUCUCAGAAAUUGUAUGAGAUUAUGGUGCAGCACCCCAAGGAAGCGACUUUUGCACGGUUCGGAUGGAUCGUCCUGUACCACGUGUCCUUCUUCAUCUUCAUCACCACCAUCGGUCUGAACAUCAUCUUCGGUAUCAUUGUGGAUACCUUCUCUGAGUUGAGAGAUUUAAAGUGGACAGCAGAAUCGGACAUGCGAGACACCUGUUUCAUCUGCAGCAGAAACAGCUACGACUUUGAACAUCACGGAAGUGGCUUUGACUUGCACGUCAGAGCAGAACACAACAUGUGGGCUUACAUCUUCUUCUUCAUUCACCUUGAUGACACCAAGCACAAUGAUUACACCUCAUUGGAGCUCCACGUGUACACUCUGCUCCAGCAGCAGAAGUUUGAUUUCUUCCCUCUAAACCGUGCAUUGUGCUUGUCGGGUAAAGAUGAAGACUCGACUGACUCUAAGAUAGAUGAGUUACUCUUCCACGUGAAGACAUUGAUCCAGAGACAGAAAGAAGAGGAAUCUGAGAAGAAGCGUAAUGCAGAGCGUCUGAAGCAGAAACAGUGGCAGGAGCGCCACAGGAACGUGCUGAGUAGACGACGAUCGUCACGUCGACCAGACGACGGCCCACCAGGACCGGGCGGCCCAGGUGGUGGCGGUGGACCACGACCCGGACCUGGAGGUGGACCAGGAGGCAUGGGCGGUAUGGGAGGCGUGGGCUCAGGUGGCCCAGGUGAUACAGCUGAUCUCCUGCAGAGGAUGCUGUCAGAACCUGGGACUCCUAGGCCCUGGUUGGUACGCCAGCCUUCCAUCACCGGCAAGUCACCAAUGGGCCCAGGCGCCACAAUCGGAGCACCACCAAAGAAGACGGAGAAGACACCAUAUGGUGAUCACUCAGACAGUGGGGAAAGUGAUUACUUCUUGGAUCAGCCACUAGAUGAGGAGGAAGAAGAGGACCUUGAAGAUGAGGAAACAGAAGAUGAAGGUCAGGAUGACGACAAGGGAGCGCGCGUCGUAUCGCCGCGCCAUCAUCACUCCAGGAGUAGGAGUCCAUCUCCUGCCCCGCCACAAUGGCCUGAGGAAGGGGAUGGUCCUCCAUCUCCUGUACCUUCUGAUGAAAACUUCCACCUUCUUCCUGUAGAUGAUGAUGACGACGACGAUGAGGAAUUCUCGGAAGAUGAGUCGAUCGCGGACAGUGACCUGUCUGAUGGGUCAGGAGAAGGUCGAGGAUCAUACAACGUUACGAGGGAGGAACCACCCGAGAAGCCUGAGACUCAUUUAUAAGCGAUGGAACUUGAACAAGAAUUAACUGAUCAAAUCCAUGAUGGACAUUACCAACCUCAUUGGAGAGUUAUUUGGACUGCAGUUCAAAUGAAGGCUGAUGAUUGCCAGUCGCUUUUAUGUCCUACAAUGUGGGUUGAUUUUGUUUGUUUCAAAACGACUUACAUUGGAGAUAAACCUUCUCGCCUGCUGAAAGAUUUGUUCAGAUGGUGUUUUUUUAGAUUUGAAAUGGACUUAGAUUUGAGAUGAUCCUCGAGUUACUGACGAGAAGAUUAUGGAAAAUAUUAGUCGGAUGGACUAUUCGCAAUGUAAGCAGUGGGACUGAUGGUUCUAACAUCAGUCAGGUAGGUACAUGCAGUGGUUGUUAUGAAGGCAUUUUAUUGAUAGACGACAGAAUAUUGAUGUAUUAUAAGAAGUAAGGACUGUGAUCUGUCUGUAGCGAUUGGGCUGGUCAUGGAGUAAUCUUGUGAUGCUGGUCAAGUCCGUAGUGUUAUAAGGCCACAAGGGAUGCCUGCAAUAGGCUAUGGCUUAUCUUUGUGGUGGGAGAAGGCGGUUGUAUUGUGUGGCACAUCAUGAUUAAACUUUGAAUGCAAUUAGUAUGAUUUUGUGUUUGCUGUUUCACGGUUUACCUGAUGUACGAUUUAUUUAAAAGGAGUUAGAGCCAAACCUAAUUGACUGAAACAAAUUCUGGUGUAUUUUACAGGUUAGAAUUGCAGGGGAGAAGGCUAGCUUUGUCAAAUGUCAAGGGGGCUACUGGUGUUGCUUGAACGUUGUCUUAGGAGACUGAGAUUGACGUUAUGCAUUUUUUGGGAUUAACACUUAAAAAUUAUAGUCAGUGAUAUUUCUGCUUCACUCAAUGCGACAGCCUUCUCUCACCGAGAAUGAUGGUGCAAGUAAAUCAACUACCUGUAUUUAAUGCAUAUUGUAAUAUUAUCAUCAUUUUAUACCUUCAGGUUAUGUUGUAAAUGUAGAUUUUAUGAAAGUUUAUCUGAGAAUAUAUAGUUAAUUCAUAUAACGUUUUGUAUAAUAAAAUAAUGUAACUAUCAGCCUGUUUGUUGUAUAGCGCUCUAUCUCAGCGCUGUAUAUAUAGUGAAUUAAGAUUAACCCAUUGGCCAUUAUCAACAUUAGUCGAUGUUGUAUUCUGAUGAAGUGUUAUUGCUCCAAAACAAAUCAAUGCUGCCUAGCCAAACUUUGAAUGAAGAAAUUUGAGAUAAGGGGACAUCUUUAGGGACAGUAACGUGAACAGCGCAAGUGUUUACAAGAGUCAUCCCUGCAGGCAAUCAGCUUUCUCUAAGACUCCUAAGCAGUCCAUUUCGUCAUACUGAUCAUACCCAGAGGCUGGUCCACUGCAUCCGGAGUAUACUUUCUCCACGCAGAGAUGAUACUCUUGGAUAUUCUAGAGUAGGGCAUUACACUCUCAUUACCACGCGAAGUAUAGGUAUUAAUCUAAUCCUUAUAAAUAAAACGGAGAUCUACCACCCCUUUUCCAUACGUGUCCCCUUCUUUUAACUCAUCUGCAAAACAAGAAAUGUGUUAUUCGGCUAGCAGCAUUUUUCGCUUUGGAGUUGCAUCAUCAUACAUGGCGAUAUUGGUAUCAAGACUAUAAUGAGUAUAGCAACAUUGGGUGCACGUUAUAUUCUAUGAGGACAUGGUUCAUGUAGUCACAUUAGUAUGUAAUGAGUAACUAGGUGUACUCUCUUCAAGUAUACACAUUUCCAAAAACCCAUUAUUUCAAAGUAUUGGUGUAGUGGUCGUAAUGGGUUUUUUAUAUCUCGUAUAACAUAACUGUAUAAAUCCCUAUCAAACUACUUUUUGAUUGGUGCAAAUUUUUGUUGUAUAUUUGAACUUAUUAGUACAAUAGAGGUCGCCGGAAUUCGCCAUGUAGCCAUUAAGUCAGAAACUGCAUUAUUGCCUUUUAAAGGGGGACUAGAUGCAGGAACAAGGGGCAAUAUUUUGGUUCUUUUUAUUUACAGGGUCUUAUCUGUAUCCCUGCUUUCCCAAUGACCUUCUUCCCUGCCUCGUUUUUUUCUUUAGAUACUCAAGCCACUUUAACUGUGUACAACACCUUAGGAAGAUUCUUAAUGUGCUGCCAGACCUUAUAUCCGCGUGAAUAGAGUUUAGGUGCAUAAAGUGAUGUUUCUUACUGCUGUGUAUGUUCUCUGCUGAGUAGGUUAUUCUCGUAACCACGCCUUAUUUUCUUCUGACAGUAUAAGCUGCCUAUAUAAAUGGAGUUAUAAAUAGGUGCACAAAAUUCUGUUUUUGUAAAGAAAUUGAUUAUAGAAGACUCUCUGAAUUUGACGAUUCUUAAAAUAACACAUUUUGUUGUUGCAAGAAUACAUUUACUGCAAGUACAAACCCAGUGAAAUAACGCAUUAGUCAUCACGGACCUUCUUUCUACUCCGAAAAUUACAGUUCUGACACAUCGGUUCUGGAUUUCGGACAGAUAAAAAUCCAAUGGCAUGAUGCGACUUUUUAAGAUUAUGGAAGGAGCUUGGCUGGGCAUCGAAAUUGUUCUUGCUUUUCCAAAGACUUACACAUCGGCUUGAUCUAGCGAGUUUUUCUGAGACAUCUAUCGAAAUGUAACAUACAGCACUGGUCAGACAUUUCACAAAGUCUUUUUCAAUCAUUUGAUAAAGCAAUUGGUAAAUUAUGUAUUUAACUUGCAUGAUGGGGGAGCGCCAACUGCCUUCCCUCGUAGCCUUCGAGCAGCUCUUGUGAACUCGGCGUAUUAAGUCGGGCAUGAUGUACUUUUCUAUAUGUUGUCACAAGUAACCUGUCCAAGUUAUUAACAUUAUCCUCAUUUGUUUAGAAUAUACUAGUACUUGAUCACUGGGUGUAUCACAAUAUGCAGCUGCCUAGUAUUUAAAACUCACGAGCAAAGAAGGCGUUGGGCUCAAACACAGAUGUUACGUGUUGUAGCAAGUUGCCCGAGACACCAAUCGUUAUGAUUCCUCCCUCAAUUAUCCAAACUUACUAUCACUGUGAUGAAUAAAUAGUAGUAAAUGCUCUUACUCAGUUCUGUACAAAAAUAAGCCUCGAGAGUGUAAGUGUAUAUGAUGUUUUCAAUAAAAGCAUUUACUAGUCUUUUUUUCAAAUCACCCAUUGUCCUAUUCGCCUUUGGGAUGGAUUCCUAUAAAGCAAUGUCGGCGUUAGGACUACAUUGUAGACCUCUAGAUUGUAAAUAUACGUCGUGAUUAAAGAAGCAUUUACUAAUCUAUUCAUAUCACCCAUUGACGUUUUUCUCCUCAUCUUUGAGGUGGAACUCAAAUGGCCUAGGCUAUGUUAUGUUUAUGACUAGACUCCUGAGGCAGUCUAUUCAUCAUUCUAAAUAAAGUCUCCAUGUGUGAAAAGGACGAGACUAAUCCACUGCAUCCGGCGUGUAGGUUAUCACAUUCAUGAACAGCAAACAACAACAACAAAAGUUUAUUUAGCUUCAUAUAUUUAGUAAUGUUUGUUGCAUAUUUCGGUACACCCUGUAGAAUUAUCGGCAGGCACCCUUAUGGACAAACUCCGUAACCUGUAGAGUAGUAAUUGGACAAUCGUUCAAGAGAAGACAAAUGAUAUAGAACCAUGCAGCUGAUAUCUCAAAAGGCUUUUGUUUCAAUUUGCCAAGACGCCAAUGCUCCGAGAAACCCAACUGCAAGGGAUUCUAAAAGUUAAGGGUGCCAGAUCGCUAAAUAUAGCAUGAACCAGUUUACUAUUAUGUGUAUAGAUGAUGUAUAGUCACGACCUGUCUCCUUGAUGUUACACAUUUCAUGAUGCGUUCGUGCUGAAGUUUAUUAAGAUUUGUACAUAUAUUUUCGAGAAA
Messenger RNA from Lineus longissimus, 13401 nucleotides. Its product is annotated as inositol 1,4,5-trisphosphate receptor type 3-like. The transcript is spliced from 75 exons. Gene Ontology annotation, biological process: calcium ion transmembrane transport. NCBI's taxonomy places the organism in Eukaryota, Metazoa, Nemertea, Pilidiophora, Heteronemertea, Lineidae. Gene Ontology annotation, molecular function: inositol 1,4,5-trisphosphate-gated calcium channel activity; inositol 1,4,5 trisphosphate binding. The coding region runs from base 360 to 9596 and encodes 3078 amino acids. Gene Ontology annotation, cellular component: membrane; endoplasmic reticulum. The record is from RefSeq and is a predicted model, not a curated record.